ACCUAUUCUUCUUGUCUUUCCUCACCAACUCGGUCAAAACUCCAUUCUCUUUCUGAACUACUUUCUUUCUUUUUUUCUAUGUAUUUCUUCUUCUAAUAGACAUAUAUAUAUAUAUAUAUAUAUAUAGUAGCAAUAGGGUAUCCCAUAUAAAGUCCUUUUGGCUCUCAGAUCAUAAUUAAGCUAUAUCUGUUUGUGUGGUGAUAAUAUACAUAUACAUAUAUAUAUAUACACUAAUAAUUAUGGGGAGAUCUCCUUGCUGUGAGAAAGAGCACACAAACAAAGGUGCAUGGACCAAAGAAGAAGACCAGCGUCUAAUCCACUACAUCAAACUCCAUGGUGAAGGUUGCUGGAGAUCUCUUCCCAAAGCAGCUGGUCUGCUUCGUUGUGGGAAAAGUUGCAGGCUGAGAUGGAUAAACUACCUUCGGCCAGACCUCAAGAGAGGAAACUUCACAGAAGAAGAAGACGAACUCAUCAUCAACCUUCACAGCUUGCUUGGAAACAAGUGGUCUUUAAUAGCAUCUCGAUUACCGGGAAGAACAGACAAUGAGAUAAAGAACUAUUGGAACACACACAUCAAAAGAAAGCUCUAUAGCAGAGGAAUCGAUCCACAAACCCAUCGCCCACUUCUGCUCGUGCCUACUAAUAAAACUACUACUACUACUACUACUAGUUCUAGUACUAGUACUCCUCAUCUUCUUCCAACCAAAACUAGAACUAGUACUAGCAGUAACAGCAGCAGUAGCAGCAGUGAUCAUGAUCAUAAUCAUCAGAGCAACAAACUUAUCAUGUUCAACAACACCAUGCCCAACCCCAAGCUUCAUCAUCAUGUUACCAUUGAAAGGACUAGUAGUGCAAUUGCUGCUGCUGCUAGCACAGAUCAAUUCUAUUCAAACAUGACGAUGGCGAUGAGUAGCACUACCAGUUGUACCACUUCUGCUAAUAAUAAUAGUACUGAUGUUAUUACAAGUGACACCCAACGAGGGCUGCUCAACCUCGACCUCUCCAUAGGCCUACAACCACUUGGGCUCCCUUCUUCUUCUUCUACUACGACUACUACUACUACUACUACUGCUAAGCCAGUACAGCCGCAGAUUAUUCAUAACAAGUGCAAUAGUUUUGAUCAUAACAAGUACAAUAAUGGCAGCUUUGACGAUCCAGCAAGAGCAGCAGCUAUAGCCAGUGGUGGUAGCAGCAGCAGUAGUAACAGUGUGUGUUUGUGUAUCAAGAAAAGCCAGUCAUGUUCGUGUAGCUGCAGUAAUAGUAAUAAUAAUAGUUCCAAUAUUUCUAUGGGUAAUAAUAUUACCGCUACUAGAGUGGUAAAACCAGUUCUACUGCCCAAUACUACUACUACUACUCACAGUUAUCUCUAUACAUAUUAUACAACUACUACUUAAUUUUACCUUUAGUAAUAAUGGUCUCUCUUUUUGUCUUUUCA
This is a messenger RNA of Humulus lupulus (European hop), 1435 nucleotides long. RefSeq names its product transcription repressor MYB6-like. The transcript has 3 exons. Lineage: Eukaryota; Viridiplantae; Streptophyta; Magnoliopsida; Rosales; Cannabaceae. The coding region runs from base 240 to 1394 and encodes 384 amino acids. The record is from RefSeq and is a predicted model, not a curated record.